AUUUUUUUAAGAAGCCCUCUAACUCUUUGAAGACAGACUUUGACAACAGACAGAAGCUGGAGUUAUUGCUGUUGUCAGCUUCAACAUUAAGGUGCAAGCUAGCAACAAGCCACAUGGGGACACUGCUUUUCUGUCACUCCUGAAAUAUUGAAAGCUUGACACAGGUGAACAAUUCAAACCAACCAUCCGAAACAACUGAGAAUAUUAUACCUAUACUUCAAUCAUGGAUGAAUAUCAGCGCUUGAAUAAAACAACAGAGCCACACCCUUCAGAGAAAAAGAAAGCUAGAUGCUGUGAUCACCUCAAGAUGUUCUUGGCAGCUCUGUCAUUCAGCUAUAUCUGUAAGACAAUAGGUGGAGUCAAUAUGAAAACUGCCAUUACUCAGAUUGAAAGGAGAUUUGACAUAUCCUCUUCUGUUGCUGGUUUCAUUGAUGGAGGUUUUGAGAUUGGAAAUUUGCUUGUGAUUGUAUUUGUAAGUUACUUUGGAUCCAAACUACACAGACCGAAGAUAAUUGGAAUAGGUUGUGUCAUUAUGGGCGCUGGAAGUAUUCUGACUGCUUUACCACAUUUCUUCAUGGGAUAUUACAGGUAUUCUAUAGAAACCCACGUUAACACAACAGAGAAUUCAAUAUCAACUUGUUCAAUUAAUCAGACUGUAUCACUCACUAUGCCAUCACCUGAGAUAGUGGAAAAAGGUUGUGAGAAGCAAUCCGAGUCCUACAUGUGGAUCUAUGUGCUAAUGGGUAACAUGCUUCGUGGAAUAGGGGAGACCCCUAUAGGGCCCCUGGGAAUUUCUUACCUUGAUGACUUUGCUAAAGAAGGACAAUCCUCUGUUUAUUUAGGUAUUUUGAACUCAUUAGCAAUGAUUGGCGUGGUUGUUGCCUUUUUGAUGGGAUCUGUAUUUACUCAAAUGUAUGUGGACGUUGGCUAUGUAGAUCUGAGCAGUGUCAGAAUAACUCCCCGGGACUCUCGCUGGGUUGGUGCCUGGUGGCUUGGAUUCCUUAUGUGUGGACUACUAUCUAUUAUUUGUUCCAUCCCAUUCUUUUUCCUACCUAAAAGUCUGAAUGAACCGCAGAACGAAAGGAAAGUUUCCGCAUUUUCACAUGGACUCAAAACAGAUGAAGAAAAAAAUCAAACAGCUAAUUUGACCGAUCAUGAGAAACCUGUUACUCUAAGUAUGAGUGAUUUUUUACAGUCCAUGAAAAGCCUCCUUACGAAUCACCUGUAUAUUUUGUUUGUGGUUUCAACCGUGAUAUAUCUCAGUAGCGUUAUUGGUGGCUUCACUUACGUCUUCAAAUACAUAGAGCAACAGUAUGGUCAGUCGAUAUCUCAAGGCAACUUUUUGUUAGGACUUAUCACCAUACCUUGUAUGACAAUUGGAAUGGUUUUAGGAGGAUAUCUUAUUAAAAAGCUCAAAUUGACCUUGGUUGGAAUUGCCAAAUUUUCAUGUUUUACUGCAUUCAUGGGUUUAAUAUGCCAACUGUUAUAUUUUGCUUUACUCUGUGAUCGCAAGUCAAUUGCCGGCUUGACUUUGGCCUAUGAUGGAAUUAAUCCACUGGCGUCUCAUGCAAAUGAACCACUGUCUUACUGCAACUCAGAUUGCAAUUGUGAUGAAAAUGAGUGGGAGCCAAUCUGUGGGAAAAAUGGAAUGACUUACUUGUCGCCUUGCCUAGCAGGAUGCACACUGGGAGAUGGCAAUAAAAAGCCUACUGUAUUCUACAACUGUAGUUGUCUUGAAGUUUCUGGUUUCAAGAGUAUGAAUUAUUCUGCUCAUUUGGGUGAAUGCCCAAGAGAUAGUAACUGUAGAAAGAGACAUUACUUUUAUGUAGCUGUGCAAGUCAUGGAUGCUUUUUUCUCUGCACUGGGAGCCACUUCGUUUAUCUUGUUGCUUGUAAAGAAUGUUCUACCUGAAUUAAAAUCACUUGCAAUGGGUUUCCAUUCGCUGGUUAUACGAGCACUAGGAGGGAUUCUAGCUCCAAUUUAUUUUGGGGCCAUGAUUGACAGAACGUGUAUAAAGUGGUCUACUACCAGCUGUGGGGCACGAGGUGCCUGUAGGGUGUACGAUUCAGUAUCAUUUGGAAUUGCCUACUUGGGCUUGAAUUCCAUCUUGAGAUUUCUAGCAUUUGUUUUAUAUGUUGCAUUAGUUUAUGCCAUGAAGAAAAAAUAUGAAGGAAAAGAUACUAAGGCACUGGAAAAUGGAAGAAAAAUCUUUGAUGAGACAAGCGUAGAAUCCUUAAAUAGCAAUGGACAUUUUGUAUCUUCUUCUUCAGGAGUGAAUGACACACAUAUGUAAGGGAAGAAAAAGAUACAACAAUACAGUAUUAAAGCAUUGAGGUGUUCUUUUUCGUUUCUGGUCAUUUCAGAAAGGCUCGCUACACUCUACCACUCUACAUAUGAUGAAUAAAACCUAUGAAUAUGUAAUUAAACAAACUAUACACAUAAAUAAUGCCAUAGUCAUUGUUAGGGUGUAACUAAGCACUUGUAGUUAACAUUGUAAAAUAUGAUGCAUACAAAUUUAAAGUGAGAGGCCUGCUUGGUUCAUAAUAGAAGAAAAAGAAUUUGUUAGAGUAAUUGUAACUCAAUGAAACUGGUAGCUAGAAAAUGGAUAGAAGGGAAAAGAAAAAUUAAUAGAUUAAAUAAUGAGAAAAGAAACAGUUGAUGUUGUUACUUAAAUCUGAAGUUUAGCCUUUUGGAGGAUUUAUGUUGUUAUAUAUUUUACAGACUUUAUUAAUUUAAAAUUUGAAAGUGUGUUUAACCAACAAUUUGGGUUCACCUUCUUUCUAUCUUCCAUUAAAACACUUCUGAAUAAAUUGAGAUAUUAAAAUAUUGGCAAGCUAUGAUUGUCAGAAAAAAUGUCCCAGAAGGUAAGAUUCUAUCACUCACAGAAAUGGAUUGAGAAAAACUGACUUUGGGAAUGUAAAAACCAGUUAAUAAAUAUGAUUUUAUUUUUACCCUUCUGUUCUCUGGAAAAAGUAAAGUUUAUGUCAGAUAAAAUAACAGCAUUAAUCAUUCCAUGAUUUUCUGUUUGUCUGUUUAUUUGUGUUGGUGCAGAAAAAGAUAUCGUCUGUUAGCUAGUGUCUUCUCUAUCAGAACGAGGAAAAUGCAUAAGAACAAAUAUUUGAAUAUUGUGUUUUCUAUUGGCAUUGACUGUAUUAUACAAAUGUUAGAAUAGUGUAGUUUUAAAUUUUUCUUUGGUAAAAGGGCUUUUCGUUUGUUUGUAUUAGAGUCCUUGUGAAAUUGAAAAAAAGUACAGUCAUAGAUCCAGAGGCUCUGACUCAAAACAUUGGUAAUGCAGUCUGGACAUAGCUUUAAAAACUUUCAUAUGUGAUUAUAGGAGCCUUUGAUAGAUGACAAGACACAAGUCAGGGGAAGUUUAAUCUGAGUAUAGCAAAGGCUAACAAAGCUUGCUAGAAAUUAGGAAUUGAUUUGGAAGUUAAAUGUAUGAACCUGCGUUCAAGCUGUAGACCCAUGAAAGUAUUUAUUAAUCAAGCAGAAACUUGGGGGGGGAAUAACCUACAUGCUAUGUUAGCGGGUGCCAUAUAACGAAUUUUAUGGUAAGUUGGUGGGUGUGGCAUGUGCACUAUUAUAAGACUCACUGAAAACUAACUAGAAAAAUUAUGGAGCUAUUUUUUAAAAUACUGUAAAACAAUAUAGCUAGUAUCUUCAAUAUUUGCUUAAUAAUUAUUGAGUAUAACUACUAAGACAAUAUGGAAUAUGGAAAUAAAAAUAUAAAAUAACACUUUUGUUAGCAUACAUUUGAAAAGCCAGAUAUUUAAAAAUUAAAUUAUAAAAUUUUAUAACUUAUAAGGAUACAUUUACAUGUAUAAAUGUGAUAUUUGCUGUAAAGGAAAGGUGAAUAUUAAAAAUACACUUUGAGGGCCAGGGAUUUAGCUCAGUGGUGCUGCCUCUUGCCUUGUAAGCACAAGGUCCUGAGUUUGAUCUCUAGUACCAUAAAAAAGAAAAAAGAAGAAAAAGAACACUUUGAUUUGAUCUACUGCAGAGUCCAAGAACCCAGAAUAAAUGAUAAUCUUUAAUCAAAUGCCAUUAUUGAAAAUAAAAAUAUAACUCCUAGGAGGAAAGUAUCAUUAUUUCAAUGAAUAAAUAAAUAAGAGAAAGUAUUCAAGGAAAUGAGGAGACUAUAAAAUAUCCAUUGGAUACAGUUAAA
Molecule: messenger RNA, 4165 nt
Organism: Fukomys damarensis (Damara mole-rat)
Lineage: Eukaryota; Metazoa; Chordata; Mammalia; Rodentia; Bathyergidae
Product: solute carrier organic anion transporter family member 1B3-like
Exons: 16
Coding region: 224-2293 (689 amino acids)
Biological process (GO): transmembrane transport; sodium-independent organic anion transport
Cellular component (GO): membrane
Molecular function (GO): protein binding
Source: RefSeq, a predicted model, not a curated record